GACCAACAAAAGUCAGAAAAUUCAGAACCACGUGCAUGUCGUAGUUGAAUUCCGAUCGAUCUUUUCCGCCUUGCUUGAAUAUUAUAAAGUUAGAAUGGCAGAAUCAACGAAGACUUCAGCUCCAGGGAAUAGCAUAGCCUUGGAAGAGCUGCUAAAAAGAAUGUUUGAACAAUGUCAACAACAUGCUCAGGCGGGUGACAGAGAUAGCGAUGACGAGAUAUCCGACGACGAAGAAUCAUCCGAGUCUAACGAUGAUGAUCUUGUGGAGAUAGCGUAUUCUGCAGCCUUGGGUACAUUAAAGCCGUAUGACUAUGAGCCGCUGGUCCCGGAAGCUCAGGCCAAGGCCGACGCUGAAAAACGUGCCAAGGAGGAAGCAGCUGAGGCAGCGAUGGCUUACCGGAUUGGAAACAACGACUGGUGUACCUGUGGGGGUUGUCAAGCAAUGACAACGGUAAAGGAGUCUGUGUGCUGCAAGGAAGUUGAAAUGAUCAUCAGAAAGAUGAAUGCAUUUGAGGCUGAGCAAUAUAGCCUGAACUGCAUUACAGAACAUCCAGGAUUUCAACCUGUGUGUUUGGACAAAUAUGUUCUUGAGACGGCGCUCUACCAGUUCCUUCAGGAAUUCAAGAAUGCAUAUAUUCACAAUGACACCGAGAGAUACCGUAACCUUGCUUACCGGCAGCUAACUAGGUGGUGCUGGCAAUUCCUCAGUCGGAAUCUGAGUAAGAUGGUCACUAUCCCAUCCUGUGCCCUUGUGAAGAUUCACCAGGCUUUUCCAUAGGUCAAAUAAACCAUGCUUAAAACCUCUUACAUUUUUGUUCUGUAAAAAGUUAAGUGCAAGAUAUUGAGAUGAAAAAAUGAUGUUCUUUAGGUAUUGACAGAAUGUAGUGUUCUGUUAAUGUAGGAUGUAAGCAUAUAAGUUUAUGUUGUUGUUGUUGUCAUAACCUACAGAGGGAAAAGGAAUUUUGAAAACCAUAUUUGGAUUUCAGUAUUUAGAUAUGUUUCUUAGGCCUUCUUAAUUAUGGAGGACUCCAAUCUUAAUCAUAAAAUUGUGUGUGAAAGAAUAGAAAAAUGAGAAAAGAAUGAUAACAUUUUGAAAGAAAUAGGACAAGGAAUGAGUUAUGGCUGCAAAUUGUACAUACUGUAUUUUUGAAUUGGCAAUCUUGUGUUGUGACAACUGGUAGGAACAACUUCCCAUGGGAGCAAAACUCAUUUUGUAUUUUAUGACUCAUAAGAAAUAAGGGUCAUGUUCAGUGACCAGUUUAGUUGUGAUGAAUUGUUUGAACUGAACAGAUUUCUAUAUGACAGAGUAAAUUCUAAUUAUGAUAAUGUAUUCAUAUGCUGCGAUGUUAUAGUACUAGGAAUGUUAGCAGGUAGGCCUACAUGUAUGUAUUUUGUUGGAUUUGUUAUCUUGUAUUCAAGAGAACCAACUUGAAAAUGCUAUAUACUUACAUAAUAGUAAAAGUUUAAUAUUAGUGAUGAUAUGUUAGGUAGAAACUUAUUGUUAUUUUUGUUAUAAGUUGAUUGAGUCUUCCAAUGGUAGUUGCUUGAUUUCAGGCAAAAACCCCUGUAUGUUUGGGGUCUUUUAAAGCACUUGACAGUGGUCUUAAAUAAUUAUUAAGUCUAGUAGAGAGGUACAGUAUUUUGCAUUUCAACUUGUGGUACAUGUAGACUUUUGGUUGACUUUUUUGUGGUUGACACAUUUGUUGAUUGAAGCAUCAAGUGUCAAUUACGGUUUUUGUUUGCAGAAUAGCCACUGCCACUAAUGAUGUUUAAACAGUACUUUAUCACAUGACGAUCGCCAAAUGAUAAUUUCACUUGCCAAAUCACAUGAACAAUCUGUAAUAGGUAGUAGGUACAUGUAUUGUUGGCAAUGGGCCUUUAAAAGCAUAGACUAAGAUUAGCCAGGUUACACUAGCAGAAUACUGUACCAGCCUCUAUGUGCAAUUUGCAUGUACUGUUAUAAACUUAAUCAUAUAAAUGGCUGUUGUAUGUAUAUUGAGCUUCUACUUAGCACCUUUAACAUUCAUAAAGUAUAUAUUUUUUGUUGAUCCGGUUUUUAUAUGAAAUUUGAAGAAAAAAAUACAGUGACGUUGUAAAUAAAGAAAACAGAUUAAACAUGCUAUUGAGUUGCAGUCACUAAA
Messenger RNA from Lytechinus variegatus (green sea urchin), 2141 nucleotides. RefSeq lists its product as uncharacterized. The transcript is spliced from 3 exons. The record is from RefSeq and is a predicted model, not a curated record. Lineage: Eukaryota; Metazoa; Echinodermata; Echinoidea; Temnopleuroida; Toxopneustidae. The coding region runs from base 95 to 778 and encodes 227 amino acids.